Molecule: messenger RNA, 2081 nt
Organism: Marchantia polymorpha subsp. ruderalis
Lineage: Eukaryota; Viridiplantae; Streptophyta; Marchantiopsida; Marchantiales; Marchantiaceae
Source: the annotation of a GenBank genome assembly
CCGAAGCCUGGGCUUCUGCUGCCGCUGCUGCUGUUCCUACUGCCGCUGGUGCCGGUGGCCUGCCCUGCUGCCCUGCAGGCGGUGCCAAUCAGUGAGCAAUCGCAGAAGAUUCAAUUGAAUACGGAGGACGGGCGUUUUCGAUCUGAGUUCUCCACAGAUCUGGCGUUACUCAGCAGGAGGAGAGGCAGUUUGAAGCACAGGAAGGGGGUGAUAUGAAUCGAGUGCCACAGCGCGGAACCGAGGUGUCUUUGAACUGAAGAAUGGUGCGGAAAUCCCGGCUCGUCGUCGUCCAGAGCUAGAAGCGCGCUUAUGGGGACACAGAGGAGUGAAGAUUCGACGUGCUGACAGCCGGAAGGAGGAGGUGGUUUGAAGCUCGUGCGGUAAAUAGGACAUGUGGAGAUGGUAGCAUGCGUGUUCGUGAAUAUACAAUUGUGCAGUAAUUUCGUGUGUCGAGUGAGUGGACGAGAGCAGGUCGCAUGAAACGAUUUUAUAAUAUUAGAGCUAGUAAGAGAAAAGAGAACUCGGAGACAGGGCCGUCGAAGGUGGUGGAGGACGAUCUGAAUUUUCGUGUGUGAAGGAGUGGAUGUUUCAACAGGUGUUUUUGAAGAAGACUCGGGUCUUCUCGCUCAUCUCCAGGUGGGAUGCCAUCAUCCCCCACUUUCGGUCGCAAGCUUCCCUUCCAGCGAACCACGUUAUGGCAUGACAGGGGGUAUUCGCGCCAGGCACCAUGCAGUCCCCGGAGUCUGCCUCGGGUGCUCUUCGGAUGCAUCCUAAUUUUGCUGAUUGCCGUUGCGCUUUUGUUGCAUCGGCAGUUGUCGUACAACACUCCGCCGGUCGUGGGCUGUGGAGCAGUAGAAGACACUCUCCGCUCUCUUAUUCUGCUACCAUCUCCCAAAAGGGUUAUGCAAGUCGGUGCUGACAGCACCAAAUUGAAAGAUGAGCUUCUCAGCGGAAGUACCGACCACGAUUCCGUGGACGGAAAUUUACUGGUAGAAGGUCCUAGGCCAAAAGUACUUGGGUUUGUGGGAAUACAGACAGGUUUUGGUUCUGCUGAAAGACGCAGAGCACUCAGGCAAACAUGGUUGCCUUCAACCCAAGAUGGAAUUGUACGGCUACAGGAAGAAACGGGUCUAGCCUUUAGAUUCAUCAUCGGUUAUACGGAUGACCCGAAAAAAAUGUUGGAGCUAGAACAAGAGAUUGAAAUAUAUCAUGAUUUUGUUCGCAUCGACAAUAAAGAAGAGUACAAACGCCUGCCAUUCAAAACGUUAGCUUUUUUUAAGGCAGCUUAUCUUCUCUUCGAUGCGGAUUUUUACGUGAAGGCAGACGAUGAUAUUUAUCUCCGUCCUGAUCGUUUGUCAAUGCUGCUAAAGAAAGAACGGUCUACACCUCGGACAUACUUGGGCUGCAUGAAGAAAGGAAACGUGAUUUCAAAUCCAGCUCUGAAAUGGUACGAGCCUCUUGGUUAUUUGCUGGGCAGCGAAUAUUUCUUUCAUGCUUACGGCCCGAUUUACGCCUUGUCUCGAACCGUAGUCGCAGAUUUGGUGACUUUCAGAAAUGACAGCUUUAGAAUGUUCAGUAAUGAGGAUGUUACUAUAGGCUCAUGGAUGCUAGCUUUAAAUGUUCAACACGAAGACGAUCGCUCCCUUUGCGACCCCGAGUGUCACCCUAAUUCCGUCGCAGUUUGGGACAUUCCCGCUUGUUCAGGUCUCUGUCACUCGGAACAGAGGCUCCUUCAACUUCACCAGCAAGAUAUGUGUUCAAAAAGUCCCACUGUGUUUGAUCAGUAGUUACGUCCUAACGCCAAUUUGUGAGGAGACCACGCCUUACCGCUAAGGCGACAUACUAUACAGGGAUUUUGCUAAGAUACCUGUUAUAUUGUAACAUAAUUAUUUCACCUCCUUAGGAAUCGGGGGUUUCGUUACAUGAUGUAGAAGAAUUGUCAAGUUUGGCGCAUCUUAUCCUGGUUCUCAUAAGCAUGUGGAAGUGUGAUUCUGAACUUUCCAUUUCGAUCAUUAGAAUACCGCCUCCCAUGAGCAGAAGAACAUGAAUGUUAACAAGAAUGUGGUGGCAUCACACAAGAA